Molecule: messenger RNA, 768 nt
Organism: Elaeis guineensis (African oil palm)
Lineage: Eukaryota; Viridiplantae; Streptophyta; Magnoliopsida; Arecales; Arecaceae
Product: small ubiquitin-related modifier 2
Molecular function (GO): protein binding
Source: RefSeq, a predicted model, not a curated record
UCGAAUCGCUCCCUCCUCCUCCCACCCUUUCUCUUUCUGAGUCUCAGGUUUUUGUUUAUUUUGUUUUAUUUUUUUCGUUGGGCGAAACCCUAGUUCAGGAGGAGCUAAAGGGUUCCGAUCGAGAUCGAGAGAAGGAAUCGAUGUCGGGAGCCGGUCAAGAGGAGGACAAGAAGCCGGCGGAUCAGUCCGCUCACAUCAAUCUCAAGGUCAAGGGACAGGAUGGAAAUGAGGUGUUUUUCAGGAUCAAGCGCAGCACUCAGCUACGGAAACUCAUGAAUGCCUACUGUGACCGCCAGUCGGUUGAUUUCAAUUCCAUUGCCUUCUUGUUUGAUGGCCGGAGGCUUCGUGGGGAGCAGACCCCUGAUGAACUUGAGAUGGAAGAUGGGGAUGAGAUUGAUGCUAUGCUGCACCAAACUGGGGGUGGUCUGUGACGUGCACAGAAAUCAUUCUGGUUCUAUUUUUGUGUAGAACUUACAAUCGUGUAUAGGUGAAGGAGUAGCAUCUAGUGGGCUUCAUAUGACAGUAGUUGUGAACAGCAUCAGUAUCUGAAAUAGAUGUUUGGAGGCUUUUAUUUGGAGCUGUGGAAUCAUUGUGUUAUCUUGCUGUCAUGGGAAUGCUAUCAUCUAUUAGUACUAUCUUGUUUGCUUGAAGGGGUCCAGAUGUCUGGCAGAAUAGUGAGUUGUCUUUUUUAAGACGUCAUCUUUAGGUUGGCUAUGCCUGAUAUGAAUUUGUUUGCCCCCACUAUUGCGAAAAAAUGUUGCUUGACUU